Canis lupus familiaris (dog) is the source of this 429-nucleotide messenger RNA. Its product is annotated as 40S ribosomal protein S26-like. Gene Ontology annotation, biological process: translation. The record is from RefSeq and is a predicted model, not a curated record. Gene Ontology annotation, cellular component: cytosolic small ribosomal subunit; ribosome. Lineage: Eukaryota; Metazoa; Chordata; Mammalia; Carnivora; Canidae. Gene Ontology annotation, molecular function: structural constituent of ribosome; mRNA binding.
CUCGGUCGGCGCCCAGGAUGACGAAGAAGAGAAGGAACAAUGGCCGUGCCAAGAAGGGCCGCGGCCACGUGCAGCCCACCCGCUGCACCAACUGCGCCCGCUGUGUGCCCAAGGACAAGGCCAUUAAGAAGUUCGUUAUUCGGGACAUCGCGGAGGCCGCCGCCGUCAGGGGCAUUGCCGAAGCGAGUGUCUUCGACGCUUACGUGCUUCAGCUGUACGUGAAGCUCCAUCACUGCGUGAGUUGUGCCAUUCACAGCAAGGUAGUCCGGAAUCGCUCUCGUGAAGCGCGGAAGGACCGAACACCCCCGCCCCGAUUUAGACCCGCGGGAGCCGCCCCACGACCUCCACCGAAGCCCAUGUAAGCAGCUGAGUCCUUAACGACUGAAGAAAAAGUGUUCUCCGGGAAAAAAAUAAAUGGCGAUUAUACUU